Molecule: messenger RNA, 3216 nt
Organism: Colletotrichum orchidophilum
Lineage: Eukaryota; Fungi; Ascomycota; Sordariomycetes; Glomerellales; Glomerellaceae
Exons: 3
Coding region: 1-3216 (1071 amino acids)
Source: RefSeq, a predicted model, not a curated record
AUGCGGGCCUCCCUCUUUGCCAUGGCGGCCAUGGUUGCUGGAACGUAUGCCCAGCCCACCUGUCCCGUGGCGGCAACCACCACGGUUUUCGUCACGGUCGACUCUAGCAACAACCCUGGUCCCUCAAUCAUCGUUCAGACUGUCACUGCAACCGUUCUUCCCCCUGCCCAGUCCCCUUGGUCCCCUGCACAGCCUGCUCAACCCAGCCUUCCGGCCACUCUCACUGUCACCAUCGACAGAUACGAUCCCCCUCCCGGCGGAUCUCAGUUCACUGGUCCCAAGCCUUGGGAGUCUUCCUCUGCCACGGCUGCUCCCGUCACUGUUGUCACUGCUACUGUCUACUCUCCUGGUUCCGCUAAUCCCAACGGUGGUUCCCCUGGCUCCCCUGCGUCUUCUGGUAAUUAUGUUCCUGGUAGUCAAGAGACUGCCACCGUAACACUUUCUGGCCCUCCUGGGUUUCCCUGGAAUCCUUCCCAGUCUGCCACCACUGACUGCCCGUUUGCCACUGGUGGCCCCAAUGGCUCAGGAAGCAACACUGCGGGUGUCACGGUCAUCACUACGACGCUUUACAGGACCAACGACAAUCCAGGCCAAGCGACCCCCUCCGUGGACUCUGUUGUUGCGUCCUUCACAGUCACAUUCCCACAGCCUGCUGCCACUGGAUCUGUUCCUGGAUCUGCCUCAACCGGCGCCGCUGUCGAUCCUGCGUCUGGCGAGUUGUUCACUUACACUCUGACUGCGCCGGCCGCCACUGGGCCUGCCGUCACCAACGCUCCCUCUGGCCCCGGCAAUGGGGUUUCCUUUACUGAUUUCACCACCACUCUCUACCGGACUCGGCCUGAUUCUGGCCAAGGCACACCUGUCGUCGAUACAGUUGUAACUUGCUUCACUGUCACUUUCCCUCCGACAACCGGCACUGGCCCCUUCACUGGCAUCCCCGCGGCUUCGACUGUUGUUCCAGGAAACCCGGAUGGCGGCUCUGUUGGCACCACCACUCGCUACGUUCCCACCAUGGUCCCUGGCCCCGAUGGCUCUUUGAGCUACUCCAUCCAGACUGUUGUGUCGACUUCCACAGCUCCAGCCCCCGGCUCUCCUUCUACGGCUGGCUCAGGUGUCACUACUGUGUAUAUUCCUGCUAAUCCUGCGGGUGUCACCACUGUGGUUGCCCUUUCUGAUUCUGCGGGCAUCCCCACUAGAGGGCCUUCAAAUGUUGUUACCACGACUCUGUACGUUCCUCAACCAAGCGCGGGCACUGGCGUCCAGCCAACAGAUCCUUCGGGUUUGGGCUCUGUCGUCGUAUUCACCUUGACUGUGCCUCAGCCUCCCGCCAACGGUGCUGUGACUUACACCACCAUACUUCCCAGCAUCCCAGGAGACAAUGGUUCUGCUGGUCCCAGCUCUGUCUCAGUUUCCACUGCUACGAUUAUCCUGACAGUGCCGACGCCGCCUGCUGCCCCUGGAGACACCAUCCCCUCUACGAUUCCCGGCGGUUACGGUGAACCUGCCCUUCCUGGAGCAUCUGGCCUUCCCUCUGGCGUGCCUGGAUCUUCCAAUCCCUCGGCUGGCGUUCCCGACUCUGGCACCCCAGGCUCAGGCACCCCAGGCUCAGGUAACCCAGGUUCAGGUGGUGGUUCUUCUCCCGGUCAGACCUCCGUCAUCUCUCCAGUUGGCUCCGGAGCUUCUCAGGGCACAUUGGGAGUUCCGGUUACAGUUACAAUUCCCGCGAGUGGUGUUAACCCAACAGAUACGAAUGGCCUUCCAGGUGGCUACACUAAUCCGGCUCAGUCUGGCAUCCCCCCUUUCGUGCUGCCCGGGCCACAGAUCACUGUUACUGUCGCUCAAGGAGCUCCUGAUGGAGGCAACCCAACUUCCGUUGCCGGCGUGCCAACUUCAGCAAUUGGUAGCUACUCUGUCAUUGUCGAUCCUGCAACUGUUGCCACUGGUCCUCAGAACUCACCUUCUGUUAUAACUCUUUGGCCGGUCGCAUCUUCCAUUGCCUCUGCUCUUCCUGGCGCUGCAACCUCAACCUCAUGCACCAGCUCCGAGUCGACUGGCGUUGCAUCCACGACUGUGCUAACCAGCAGUUUCAUCAAUGUCGUCGCUGAUGAAACAACCACAUACACGUUCCCCUACGAGUCUCUUGUCACCAAAGUCGACACAAUCUCUGCAUCUGCCACGAAUGUUGCCAUCACUGGCGGUGCUGUCACUGGAGGCGCCGGUGGCUCCGCCGUUGUCUCUACCAUCAUUGGUGUUUCCACUAUCCUCGGCAUCUCUACCAUCGCUGGUGUCUCCACGAUCGGUGGCCCUGCUGUCACCGCCUCCACGGCCUCUGCCCCUGCUGUCACUGCCUCACCUGCCGUCACUCCAUCUGUCUCUACUUGGCAGAGCGUCGUCGUUCAGAGCUCUGUCGUCCAGGUAUUCACCACUGGGGUUUUCACCUCCAUUGUCCAGCCCGGCGGGCUUCAGAGGCGAUACAUCAACACGACAGCGACAUCCAGCACGCCCACAUUGACGCCUGUGGCAACUCCCAUAUGCACUGGUACCACGGACGUUGGAAACCUUGUCCUCGAUUUUGAUGACGUUUCCCCCGGCCCUCUCUUCAACCCUUACCAUCGGUUCUGGUUCUCCAAGGGUUUCCUUGCUGGUCCUCCCCCGCUGAUGCCUUUCCUUCCGUCCUCUGGCGGUCGUCUCGUGGAGUUUGUGCCCCCGGUUCUGUCAAACACCUCUUCAGAUGGUGUCUCUGGAGACACUGCGCAGAUCGGCAUGGGCAAGCUGGCGUCUUCUCCUUGCUUCCAGUUUGAUUACUUCGGCAUGAACUUGGGUUGCCAUUCCACUUCCGACAUUCCCAACCAGCUCUGUGUCUUCACCUUCACUGGAUACAGAUGGGAUGCAUCCAACGCUACCGAGACAGAAGCCGUUAGCCAGCAAGCUUGGGUCAACGCUUGCAACCAGUCUUCCGGCUGCCCGCUGACUCCCUUCUCGGCUGUCGAUUUCACUGAUCUCAGCUCUAUUCUCAUCACUCUGCAAGUCGACAGCCGGCCUCAGGUUUGGUGGUCGGACGAUAUCCGGGUCGGCUGGAGCAAGAAUGACUGCGCGACUGCCAACUGCCGACGACAAUUCCAGCCAGAGAUUUCCCAACUUCACAGUGGUCCCUCCUUUUACUGGACCAGCUCUGGCCUGAGGGUUCUGUCUUCAUCCAGAAUCAAUCGGGGUUGA